AUGGCCAAGCUCAAAAACGUGUCUGCCUCAAAGGGCCUCCUUCACCUAUCUCCAGAAGAGGAGAAAAGGAAGCACAGGAAGUUGCGCCUGGUACAGAGCCCCAACUCCUACUCCAUGGACAAGAAGUGUCCAGGAUGCUACAAAAUCACUGCCAUCUUUAGCCAGGCAAAGACACUAGUUUUGUGUGCUGGCUGCUCCAUUCUUCUUGGCCAGCCUACAGGAGGAAAAGCCAGGCUUACAGAAGGAUGCUCCUUCAGACAGAAGCAGUGCUAAA
This is a messenger RNA of Hyaena hyaena (striped hyena), 274 nucleotides long. RefSeq names its product 40S ribosomal protein S27-like. Lineage: Eukaryota; Metazoa; Chordata; Mammalia; Carnivora; Hyaenidae. The transcript is spliced from 2 exons. Gene Ontology annotation, molecular function: structural constituent of ribosome; RNA binding. The record is from RefSeq and is a predicted model, not a curated record. Gene Ontology annotation, cellular component: cytosolic small ribosomal subunit; ribosome. The coding region runs from base 1 to 273 and encodes 90 amino acids. Gene Ontology annotation, biological process: translation; ribosomal small subunit assembly.